GUCAUGUUUGUCUGUCUGUUCCUAGCAGUUAUGUCCCCUCAGAGGAUAAUGAGGUGCCUUUGCCAUGCAGUUGCCCCCACUUUGCCUGCAAAUGCUUUGCCCCAUGACGUGGAUAGGAAUGCUUUAGCAGCAAAGGGCACCUGCUUGCCACUGCAAGUAAGGGAGGCAGCUUAGCAAACAUUAAAUACCUAUGGCUACAAAAAGUUAAGUAAGAAAGUUAGCCUGCCUUAUGUGUGGUCAAGAUUAGUAAACACAACUCGUUGGAAACCAAGAGGUCUGAGCACAGGAGAUUUGUUUUUGUUGAACAAAGAAGAGGUGCAUGCACCCCUGAAAAUUCACUUGAGUGCCAUAUAUGGACUUGUGCAGUAUUUCUUUUCCCACAGCAAACAGAAGAGAAAAAUAACUGUGGAAAAUACAGUAUUUGAAGAGCUAAUGGGUUGUGUCAUUUAAGUUCUUUGUACCAGUGUAAUUUCUCCUUUGUAGAAGGAGUAAAAAAUCUCCUUUCCCCAGCCUAAUUCUUCACUUAAUGAUUCUGGUGUGUGGUGGAUGCUGCAGUCAGACUGUAAUGCACAAUAGCCCUGGGUAUCAAGAUCUCUCUGCUGGGUGGGAUUAGCUGUGUGUGCACAGGCUCAGACUGUUCACAACUCCUGUGAGGUCUUGCUGCAUUGGGCAAGGUGAGAGGUGAUUUAUGACUCUGUGCCGGUGCACACCCUUCCCCAGGUGUGACUGUCAGAGGCUGGGUCAGACUUCCGUGUUGAGACACUUGUGGGGAGCUACCACUUCACUCCUAAGAGCAGGGGCAGAAGAGACGGAGCCUUGUUAAUGUGAGGAGCGUCAAGGAGGGUCUUUCAGCCCACUGACUUAGUCUGAAAUAUGUUCGUGGGGCUUUUGAGCAAAAGCUGGCUACUGUCAGAGCUGGUCUGAGGAGCAACAUAAACCUUCUAGUAGUUAUUAGACAGAUGGUCUCGUCCCUCCUCCACCCUAUCUGUGCAACUCAAAGCUGUUGCACUAAGGACAAGUAUUCAGUCUCUCCAGAAUUCCCUGGCUGAGCAUGUGAGUGAGGAAAAAUGGUAUCCUGCUUUGUGGAGACUUUACUCUGCUCUCCCCAAAAAUACAGCCUCCAAGGGAAUGACUUCCUAUUGCCUGUGAGACUAAAGCAUCAUUUCGUGUCUAUCUGGGAUAACUGCAGCAAUGUCAGUAAACGAAGAGGAAAGCUAUGAAUAUGACUGGGAAAAGGAAAAGGAGAGGGAAUGCACUUUUAACAGGCAGAGCCUUGAUAUCUUGGAAGAAGUUUUAUGUGCUGAAAGAGUGGGCCAGAUGACUAAAACAUACAAUGACAUAGAUGCUGUAACACGUCUUCUUGAAGAGAAAGAACGGGACUUAGAAUUAGCUGCUCGGAUUGGCCAGUCGCUGUUAAAGAAGAAUAAAUCACUGACAGAAAGAAAUGAUUUCCUGGAGGAGCAAGUAGAACACAUAAGAGAAGAGGUAUCUCAGCUGCGCCAUGAGCUGUCCAUGAAAGAUGAGCUGCUCCAGUUCUAUACCAGUGCUGCUGAGGAAAGCGAACCAGAGUCUGUCUGUUCCACCCCGCUGAAGAGGAAUGAGUCUUCUUCCUCUGUCCAGAACUACUUUCAUUUGGACUCUCUUCAAAAGAAACUCAAGGACCUUGAAGAGGAAAAUGUUGUGCUUAGAUCUGAGGCCUGUCAACUGAAGACUGAAACAAUUACUUAUGAAGAGAAAGAACAACAACUUGUCAAUGACUGUGUAAAAGAGCUAAGGGAUGCAAAUGUCCAGAUUGCCAAUAUCUCCGAAGAGUUAGCAAAGAAAACUGAAGAUGCUGCCCGGCAGCAAGAAGAAAUCACUCAUCUUCUCUCUCAGAUAGUCGACCUGCAGAAAAAGGCAAAAGCUUGUGCAGUUGAAAAUGAGGAACUUGUACAGCAUCUGGGAGCAGCUAAAGAUGCCCAGAGACAGCUCACGGCAGAGUUGCGAGAGCUGGAAGACAAGUAUGCAGAGUGCAUGGAAAUGCUUCACGAGGCUCAAGAAGAGCUGAAAAACCUUAGGAACAAGACAAUGCCAAAUGCGAUAUCACGUCGGUACCACUCCCUUGGUCUCUUCCCUAUGGAUUCUUUGGCAGCAGAAAUAGAAGGGUCAAUGAGGAAAGAACUGCAUUUAGAUGAACCCGACUCUCCUGACUUGGCCCAUCAGAAGCGGGUCUUUGAGACAGUGAGAAAUGUCAAUCAAGUUGUCAAGCAGAGAUCCAUGACUCCAUCACCAAUGAAUAUCCCAGGCUCUAACCAGUCCUCUGCUAUGAACUCAGUGAUUUCUAGCUGUGUCAGCACUCCACGUUCCAGUUUCUAUGGGGGAGACAUCUCUAACAUUAUGGUAGACAACAAGACCAAUAGCAUCAUCUUAGAGACAGAGUCUUCAGACAAUGGAAAUGAAGACAGGAUGAAGAAGCCUGGAACUCCAGGGACUCCAGGCUCCAGUGACCUAGAGACUGCCCUUCGUAGGCUCUCCCUCAGGCGGGAGAAUUAUCUCUCGGAGCGCAAGUUCUUUGAGGAAGAGCAGGAAAGGAAGUUGCGGGAACUGGCAGAAAAGGGAGAACUCCACAGUGGUUCCAUUACCCCCACAGAGAGCAUUAUGUCACUGGGAACUCACUCCAGAUUUUCAGAAUUCACUGGAUAUUCAGGAAUGUCUAUCAGCAGUCGCUCCUACCUGCCAGAAAAGCUUCAGAUUGUGAAACCACUAGAAGGUUCUGCCACUUUGCACCACUGGCAGCAGCUGGCUCAGCCUCACUUGGGUGGGAUUCUGGACCCGAGGCCCGGGGUUGUCACAAAGGGCUUCAGGACCCUAGACCUGGAUCUGGAUGAAGUGUACUGCCUUAAUGACUAUGAGGAAGAUGAGACAAGUGACAUUUCUUACAAAGGCCUAACUACCUCGACGCCAGUUCAGCACACAGAGACCUCAGGUGAGAGGUCACAAGCACAAGUGACUGUUUCAGAGAACAAGAAUAACCCCCGCCAAUCUCAGGCUUUCACAGAGGAGAUGCAGGAGUCCACGACUGACGAUGAUGAGGGGUCUGGUGAGGGAAACUCAUUAAGUCCAGUAAAACUGACAUCUUUACACGAUUUUGAUUACUGGGCCAUUCUCACAUCUCUUCAGAACAGCAUCCAUAAUAUUGCUUUGUGUGUAGCAUCUGCACGAUAGUGUGUGCAGUGGUUAGAACAUAACCAUUCUAACAUUGGCUCAAAAAUUGUUCUUUGAUAAUCUUUUAAUUUGUUUUUCAGUAACAGCAUCUGUGGUCAAUAUUUUACUCGAUUGUGAUAAGAGAAGGCUGCUAAAAGGAAGUGGUUCAUUGACAAACCUUUGUGUGGCAUGUAUUCAAUUUGUGUGUGUAUUUAGUGCACACUGUUAAGUGUGUGUAAUGUACAGAUUAAUUACGUAUAUUUUGUGUUACUGUAGUGCAGAUACUCUUCUGACAGUUCAUAAGAGGUGAUGGCAUGUUUUAGAUUUUUGUACUGUGGGAAAAAACCGAAAACUAAAUGAUUGGUCCACUAAAGGUGCCUCUACCUUGUCUUUGCUGAAACAAAUGGAGUGCCUUGAAAAAUUACCAAAGAAAUUCUGAAAGUUUAAUUCACUUACCUCAGAUACAGUUACCUGUUUUUAAAGUCCUUCUGAGAUAAAGAAUUAAGGGGAUGUUUUUGUGCAGUGACUAAUAACAUUUCCCUUAUUCUUUCUCCACCACACUAUUAAAACCCCAUCCUUCCUAUUUAUACUAUAUUAAGACGUAAACAUUUUUAAGUGACAGAGUACCACAUGAGUUAUUAGAUACUCUGAACUGACACUAGCAGCCUAUUAUUGCACAAGAUUACAGAUUCUCAAGACUUUAGAUGUGUUUUGAGUUUGUGUGGUUUUCUCUCUUGUUCUUGAGAUUUGUGGGGGGUUUAUUUUAAUAAGCUAUAUAGUCUUCAUUAAGAUUUGCCUCUUGUAAAGAAUUAUAUUUAGUCCAGAGUCAGAAAAUUGCCAGACCUCCUUUUCUUUUCCAGACUUCUUGGUUUUGUAUAACUACUUUAAAUGAGGGCACUUCCUUCUCUCUCUUUUUUCUGGGAUAAAUCAUAAUUUAAUAUUUGGCUACUCUUUGGAAGAUUAGAUUGUCUCAAGGCUAAACAACAAUAUUUCUGUUAUUAUCAUGACAUGAAGAGUAUCUUCAGCUCUCACUGCAAUGGCAGUUCAGUGCUUUCAGCUACUGAGUAUAAGCUACUUUCUGCAGUCAGUUGUAUUAAGGUUUAACUUUCAAUCAUAGAAUCAUUAAGGCUGGAAAAGACCUCUAAGAUCAUUGAGUCCAGGCAUUAACCCAGUCCACCACUAAACCAUGUCCCUAAGUGCCAUAUCUAUAGAUCUUCUAUAUACCUCCUGGGGUAGUGAUCCAACCACUUCCCUGGGCAGCCUGUUCCAGUUCUUCAACAUCCAAACCCUUCAACUUCCCUUUGCAUUGGCAAAAGUUGUCCUUGUUCUAUGAGAUCCCAGAAGGAAAGUUUAUAUUAUUUUUUAAUAUUAAUAUGAAAAUAAAUAAUAUUUCUUCAGGCAGUCGUGUACUGUUUUGGAUAUUAUCCAGGUUUUUAUAAUUUUCAAGAGCCUGAGUAACAACAGCAAGAAAAGCUGGAGAUAUGAGAAACAUGGACUGAAAUAAUCAAAGAUUGAAAUAACUGGCAUUGUUAGGAUCUAGGGAAUAAAAGAUUCAACAAAAGAUAUGACUAGUUGUAAAAUGUGUUGCCAUAGAGAGGAAGAGAACAAGCAGUUCUUCAUGUACUCAAGGUACAGUAAAUGUGAAAAAAAAUGAUUCUUUGGUUACAUUUUUAAAAGUGUUCUAAUUGUAAGAGUGUUCAGUACAGGACCAUGUCAAAAAAGAAAAAGACUUGCCAUGGGCUAAACAUAGAUAAGGAUAUAGUUUAGUUCCUUGGUUUUUUUUUUUUUUUUUAAGAACAAAUUAGUCUAACAUUUCUGGGUAAUAAUUUGAAAGAGUUCUUUCUUUGAAGUAGAGCAGUAAAUGUAGGCCGCUGUGACUACAAACUGGUAAGAAAAUCUAGUAUUUCCUUCCAUUUUCUGUCUCAUGAUUUGAAUAAAGGUCACUGUUUAUGAACAAGUUAUUUACUGGUUACUGCUGACUUUUCCUGGGAAGAAUCUAUCUCAGACGAGAGUUUUUAAGCAAAUUCCCUACCUUAUAAACUGACAAAGUAGAUAAAAUCAUUGAAAUUGCUCUAGCAAUCUUAUUUUACCUUGUAUUGUUUGCUGAGUCAUUUUAAUACAUUACAGAAAUAAAUGGGUCAAAAUUAAUAACUUUUUGUGGAAUGAGCAAGUGCACCAAAAACUUCUAUUUCCCAUUCUUUUGCCUUCUUUCAAAUUGUCCUGUUACGUAGGAUUUAGGAGUAUCCAUGAACUACCAUAUCAUUAUUGGUUGUGUUGCUGCUUCUUGUUGAAGCAAUUUGUCAGGCAUUGUAUAAGGAGAUUUGUUAGAUUUAGUGGAUUUUGUCCAAGUAGACACUUACUAAUGGAGCAGUACUUCCUAGGAUCCACAGUCUGCCCACUGAAGAAUAUAUUUUGGGAGAUUGUGCAGCCAUUGCUUCUCAUUGCUUCUCCUCAGCAUUCUUUGUUCUAGAUUUCUCUUUAGGAAAUGCAAAGCAGGUAGGGGUGUGUAUGACAUGUGGCAACUCAUCAUGUAUAUUAAGGUUACAACAUCGUUGCUUGCAUGAUUCCAGUUGGGAAUUGGUUCCAGUUGGCAACAUACAGAAUAAACUCCUGCUAGAGAAUGUGGAAGUAAAAUAAAAAGGGAAAGAAAGAAAAAUCUUGCACACAGUCUUUAGCGAUAGUGCCUUUGUUUAUAAUCCAGGGUCUCUCCAUUGUGGAAAAAUCUCAUUCAAGAGGUCUGUAAAAGCCAGAAGGUAUUUUCUUAUAGUUGCUGUUGGCAGGCCAUAAAGUAUGCCAGUCUAGAGCUAGAGGUCCUCUAGCCUCAGACCAAAAGAUGUCUUUAGUGAUACAGUGCCUACAAGGACUUUCCCAGCAGGUGUAGGUUAUCCUAGUCUGUUGGGCGGGUUUCUGCUUCAGUUGAUUGUAUGCUCUGAGGUUUGUAUCUUGCCUGUUUUGCACUGGAUAUGUUCUCUGUCACAGUGCUUACAAGCACUAUUCGUAUUGCCAUUUUGUGUGUGCAGAGUGCUGCUCAAAAUGAGUCUAAGAGUGUAUUUCAGUGUCCAGUCUCAGGAGAGCAAACACUGCUGGUGCCAAAAAUAUCUUGUAGCCGAAACAAGUGUAUUUAGAGCAAUUGUAAUAGGUAUUCUGUUUUUGGGAUAGAGUCAGAAAUCAUACUGUUUAAAAAAGGAAAAGUUAUGUUUCUUGUGUUUUCUUGUCCCUGUGUUGAAACCAGUAGUACCCAUUGAUCUAUAAAAUAGCUUCUUCACUAUAAAUGCAUAUUCUAUCCCAAUUAUGGCACUGAACAUUUCAGGAGAAGUUAGCACAUACGUGCCCUAUGGUCUGCAGUUAUUCUGUUGGAGCCACGUACUGUGUGUGGGUAGAGUUAACUUUAUGGAAGACUGUAAAUUCCAAAGUUGCAGUUUUAGCCUAAUACACAGGAGUAGGUUGAGAUUUGUGUAUCACUUGUGUAGACUCCCAGCAUAAGUGGGAAUUUUAGAGAAGUUACAGGACACAGUGUUCUUGAAAUCACCUGGGAUAAGUAAUUUUUGCAGCACAAAUUUUUAUUAACGUCAGUAUAUUUUUUUUUGUUCUGUGGAAGAAACUAGUAUAUUAUAAAACUGUACAGAAUCUGUUUUGGAGGGAGGGGUUGUUUAGGUUGGUUUUUUGUUUGGUUUGUUGUGUUUUUUUAAUUCACUGGUUUUCAUGUUUCCCUUAAAGAAACUAACGAAACACCAACCACUCAAAGCACUUAUGAAUGUUCUAAUUUUGAAGUUGGAAGGACUGCACUUGAUACAGUGUAUCCUUAAUUGCCUGCUAGUAUUGGGUGCAUUGGUCUUUUAGUACUUGUAUUUGUUAGUUCCACUUAUUGAUUGCUUUGAAUAGACAUAUGCACAGUAUUACAGGAUCAGCACUCUCAUACUUCAUGCUUAGACCGUAACCAUGACAUGGAGGGCUUUCCAAAUAGAGGCCUAAAAUCACAAGAGGAAGUAAUGAAUGUAUUAUGUUUAAGUUGUUUUUAGCAGGGUUACUAUACACGCUUCUAAAAAGUUACCAUUGUACAGAAAAGCAAUAAAUUUUGUAACUCUUCGUAGAACU
Sturnus vulgaris (Common starling) is the source of this 7278-nucleotide messenger RNA. Lineage: Eukaryota; Metazoa; Chordata; Aves; Passeriformes; Sturnidae. The record is from RefSeq and is a predicted model, not a curated record.